AUGAAGAAAUAUGAUGUUGCAAACGGCGAUAUCUGUUAUUUCCAUGUAGGGUAUCAGGGUACAGCAACUGUGACAGAUGAACGUGAACGUAUCGAUACUCGACGCCCCAAUGCCGUCCCUACAUUCUUGUAUAAUCCUGGCGACAAUGGCAAGGUGGAAGCACUCCCAGAGACAGAUGGGAUUGGCUUACCAGUAAAGGAGAAUCAACCUGCCUAUGAUUUAUUCGUUUGGCUUGCAGGAGAGAAGCGAGCAAUUGUGGUCCAAGUGACUGUGUCUUCACAACACAGUAUUAUUGAGAAGUGUUUGAAACAGCUGAAGACGGCUGGUGCACAGCAUCUCGAACUCGUUGUUGUAACCCCUGUCUUGACAGACGGAGAAACCAUGAGUGUUUAUACAGACAUAGCUAACCAAUACAUGCCAGAACAUUCGAUCACAGUAUAUGUGGAUACUUAA
Molecule: messenger RNA, 453 nt
Organism: Fomitiporia mediterranea MF3/22
Lineage: Eukaryota; Fungi; Basidiomycota; Agaricomycetes; Hymenochaetales; Hymenochaetaceae
Exons: 3
Coding region: 1-453 (150 amino acids)
Source: RefSeq, a predicted model, not a curated record